Molecule: messenger RNA, 2975 nt
Organism: Anneissia japonica
Lineage: Eukaryota; Metazoa; Echinodermata; Crinoidea; Comatulida; Comatulidae
Product: transient receptor potential cation channel subfamily M member-like 2
Exons: 19
Coding region: 93-2975 (960 amino acids)
Biological process (GO): calcium ion transmembrane transport
Molecular function (GO): ligand-gated calcium channel activity
Source: RefSeq, a predicted model, not a curated record
CUAUGUUUAUAGCUGAAUCUUUACACACUUCGAGGUUUACACAGAUGUUAAUACAGUGCCUGAUAAAUGGUUCAGUUGCAUUUUAAACAGCAAUGGAUCCUACCAAUGCUGAUAGUGAUAGGCACUCCUGUCUUGAAAUCACGGAGGAUACUCAGGAUGUCUCAGUAAAUAGACGAACUAAUAGGCAACGUAGUUUCAGACAUCGAAGAUCUAUAAUACGUUUUAAAAGGGAAAGCAGAAUACCAUAUGAGGAUGAUUAUAACAGGCCUACUGCUUAUGGAGAAGUUAUAUUUGUAGGAGCUAUUGGUAGUUCUGCAACUCCCCCCACAAAAAAGUAUGUACGAUUGGAACAUGAUACAAACCCCAACAAAGUUGUUGAACUUCUAAGGGACGACUGGAAGCUUGGGGUACCUAAACUUCUCAUCUCCGUGACUGGUGGUGCCAAAAACUUCCGCAUGAACUCUAGGUUGCGAGAAGUGUUUAGGAAAGGACUAAUUAAAGCGGCACUCAGCACAGGAGCAUGGAUCAUUACCGGAGGCACCCAUGCAGGCGUCAUGAAAUAUGUGGGAGAUGCCGUGCGAGAGCAAGUGGAAGCAAGCGGAACUUUGAGUCGGAAUAAUGUUGUGGCCAUUGGAAUAGCAUCAUGGGGUGUGAUUGAUCAGAAAGAAAAACUAACCAAAGGCAAAAAUAAUGAUGACUGUUCCCUGGUAAAACGAAUAAUCAUCAAAAAACAUCCAGUAAUUUAUCACAUGGAUGUUAAUGGAAAUGUAAAGCUUGAUCCAAACCACACACAUUUCAUACUUGUCGAUAACGGUACUUCUGGCGUCUUUGGUGUUGAAAUCGAACUUAGGGCAAAGAUUGAGAAAGCUAUUUCAGAACAAAGAAUUGGUGAUGCUAACGAUGAGGACGUAUCUGUACCAACCGUUUGCGUGGCAGUGGAGGGUGAUCCCAAUACCAUCAUUACAGUGCACCAAGCGGUCAUGCAUGGUAUUCCAACUGUAAUUGUUGCUGGAUCCGGACGUGCUGCAGAUAUUUUUGCAUUGGCUGCACAAAGAGCGACAGAAGUUGAAGUUAAAGAUAACUGUGGCAGUAAAAAAAAAAAGAAAAUCAUCAGUGACAGCUUGAGGGUAGAAUUAGCAAAACGAAUCAAGAACAUUGAUGAAAAGGAAUUUGAUGAGCAGGACAUCGAGAGGCAUUUAAAUCGCAUACAAGAAUGUGUUCAGAAGACUAACCUCUUUAAUGUGUAUGACAUGGACUCACCAGUCGACAAAGAUAUUGACGAAGCUAUUUUACAUGCUUUACUGAGAGCUAAUAAAGGAAGCAAGCAAGACCAGUUGAAAUUGACACUUGUAUGGAAUCGUAUUGACAUUGCUAAGAGUGAACUUUUCACCGAUGACAAAGAUUGGAAGAAAGGAGAACUUUAUUCAGCUCUGCAUUAUUCCUUGGUGCAUAAUCAAGUAGAUUUCGUGAAGUUGUUUCUUGAGUGUGGCGUCUGUUUAAAGGGCUUUUUAACUGUACAGGAGUUGACUCAUUUAUACAAUGAGGUGAAAGAGAAAACACUUAUUUACAAGUACUUGAAUAAACAGAAAGGAAAGGAUACAAGAAAGUUUAAUCUGGCUGAUGUUGGGAAGAUAAUUGUAGAGAUGACGAUGGAUUCAUACGAGCCGCUUUACCUCACAGACCGUUACUUUCCAAAAUCACCGACAGACAUCUCAGGUCGAAAUUCAAAAGGAAACCCUAACACAUUUGAUAACCCGAUUCGUGAGCUUUUGAUCUGGUCGGUUCUACAAGGUCGUGAAGAAAUGUCUCAUUACUUUUGGGAAGAGUGUGAAGAGAUGUUAGCUGCUGCCCUCACCUCCUGUAUCAUCCUCAAGAAUAUGUCGGAAAAAGAGGAGGAUGUUGACCGUAAGGAGCACCUGUCUGAAUUGUCAGAUGGAUUUGAAGACUUUGCCAUUGGAGUUCUUAAUGAGUGUUACAACGAAGACGAAGAGAGAACUUCUAUUAUUCUGCUUCGGGAACUUGACCAGUGGGGAAAUGCUACAUGUUUGAGUUUGGCUGUUAAUGGCACAAUGAGAAGGUUUGUCAGUCAGCAAGGAGUCCAGCAUUUGAUGUCGGAAAUUUGGAUGGGAAAACUUUCGAAUGAAAAUUCAAAGUUCAUAUUGACACUGUGUGUUGUUUGUCCACCUCUCAUAUGUUUUCUCAUCAAAUUCCGGGAAGAUGAGAGUAACAAAGCAGAUGAUACCAACUUAGAAACGGGAUCAAAAUGCAAGAAACCAAUUGGAGGUAUUAAUCAAGAGCAGGAUAACUACAAGGAUGAAAAUGAUGUUGACAUUCGUAACAGUGGCAAAAAACUCUCCUCGUAUCAACGGUUCAAACUUUUCUAUGCUUCUCCAACAAUUAAGUUUGCACAUAACGUGAUAUCUUACUUUUUAUUCCUAGUGCUUUUCAGCUACAUCAUGUUAAGCUAUUCCGAAAAAAUGUCAGUUUGUCAAUAUGUUCUUGCAUUCUGGAUGAUAACACUAUUUACUGAAGAGUUCCGACAGAUUGCACAAGGAGAGUUUCAUGGAUGGCGGUUGCGCCUCUUAUUUUGGAUCACUGACUACUGGAAUAUAGUGGAUCUAGCAUCCCUGAUUUUGUUCACCGUCGGAUUCACAAUGCGAUUUUAUAAAGAAACGUUUGCUGCCUCUCGUGUCAUUCUUGCUAUUGACCUCAUGAUCUUUUACAUUCGCCUUUUGCAUGUUUUUUCUGUCAAUCAAAAUCUUGGACCCAAAUUGAUCAUGAUUGGCAAAAUGAUGGUGGAUCUAGCAUUCUUUAUGUGUAUAUUAUUUGUGUUCCUGGUAGCAUACGGCGUCGCUUCCCAAGCCAUUAUGUUUCCAAACAGAGAUGGAUUUAUACCAGUGAUCAGAGGAAUAUUCUUUCAUUCAUACUUCCAGAUGUAUGGAGAACUUUUCCUGGAGGACAUCAUAGGGAUGUAA